This is a messenger RNA of Myotis brandtii (Brandt's bat), 1322 nucleotides long. It is a transcript of the gene CALML6, whose product is annotated as calmodulin-like 6. NCBI's taxonomy places the organism in Eukaryota, Metazoa, Chordata, Mammalia, Chiroptera, Vespertilionidae. Bases 865 to 1260 code for a protein of 131 amino acids. Gene Ontology annotation, molecular function: enzyme regulator activity; calcium ion binding. The transcript has 5 exons. The record is from RefSeq and is a predicted model, not a curated record.
GAGCCUGCCUUCCUUCUGCCUUUGCCCCUUUCGGGACGCCAGCCUGUCAGGACCUAGGGCAGCUCAGCACCUGCCUCCAUCCACCUUCGGAGGUGGGGGUGGGUGCCGGGGGCUGAGGGAGUGUCUGGGGUCUGGUGUGGACGGGGAGGGGGAGGGGACAGCUGUGGGAGGGUCCCUGGGUCCCUACUGUGCUCUCCUGCCCCUCGGCCCUAGGCCACCAGGCGAGUCAGGUGGGGACCACAGCCAGUGCCCUGGGGUGGGGGUGGGGGGAGACAGCAGAUGCCCGGGCCCCAGUGCACCCUGCAGCGUCCCCAGGCCCCAGUCCCGGGGUUCAGUCCUGCAGGGACUCCACAGGGGACCUCCAUCUGGACUUCAGCUCUGCUGUGCUCCAGGGCCUGGGGGCUGUUUGUCACAGGGAUCCUGCCCCUGAGGCCCAGCCCACCUGCCACCGGGGAGAUGAUGCAAGGUGUGCGUGGAAGGCGCAACAGUGAGCGGAGCGGGCAGGAAUGGGGCCAGCAGACCUGGGGAGGGUGGAGCGAGAGGGGGCGAGCUCAGAGCUCAGAGGCCUGAAGGUGAAGGAGGAGGUGGGCUGGGACCCCAGGCAGCGGGGUGCUGGGUGGAGCUGGAAGCACCGCUGGUCCCUCCUGGGUGGCGGGGCCUGCAGGCCUGGGUGUUUUGGAAACCAGCGCUGGGGCCCAGGGGUGCUGCCCGGCACCAGGGCCCGGGAGCUCUCACCGUGACGUCAGCCUGGGACUGUGUCUGCUGUUCUCCUGGGCUCUCACCUGCGCUGGGUCCCCCUGGGGGCGGCGGAGCCUGCAGCAGCUCUGGUGACCCUGUGCAGUGUCCUCUCGGCCGGCCGCAGACAUGGCCGAGCGCCUGACAGCCGAGCAGAUCAAGGAGUACAAGGGGGUCUUUGAGAUGUUCGACGAGGAGGGCAACGGGCAGGUGAAGACGGCCGAGCUGGAGCGGCUCAUGAGCCUGCUGGGCAUCAACCCCACCAAGAGCGAGCUGGCGUCCAUGGCCAAGGACGUGGACCGAGACAGUGAGGCCGCACGCGCGGGGCCUGGGGCGGCUGCUGCCACUCAGGGCUGGGGGUUUGGGGGGCCCUGCAGGUAUGUGCUCACGAAUGCGGGCGAGCCCCUCAAUGAGGUGGAGGCGGAGCAGAUGAUGAAGGAGGCCGACAAGGACGGGGACGGGACCAUCGACUACGAGGAGUUCGUGGCCAUGAUGACCGGAGAGUCCUUCAAGCUGGUCCAGUAGGAGCCGCUGCUAGGCCUUGGGAGGCCUGCCAGACCAGGAGCCGCUCCCCCCCCAGCCCCACC